AAAUAAACCGACAACGCCCAUCUCUGCAGCGGAUUGUAAAUCCAUGAACUGCGAGUAUGUGAUUGCCUUUGUGAAUGCCUUUUGGCUUUGGCUUUGGCUUCGCCUCUGUCUUUGCCACACGCCGAUUGCUUGGACGUCAUUUGCUUCGGUUAAUUCACACCCCAUCCUACAUCUUCCUACUGUUACAAACCGAUACUCUCGUCUAUACUCUCAAAGGCUCUUUCUUUCUAUCUUUCUUUUUUCUCUUUUUGUUAUUCCUUAUACUCCUUGCUCAUUUUCAGGUCCCCAAUUGCACUUAAAGACAGUUUAUCCUGAUAUAAAUGGAUAGACUUUCAUUUCAUACCCUUUUGUAUCUUUUAUACAUAUAAAUACAUCAUUAGACUUUUUUUUUUACUUUUUUUUUUAAACAUCAUCCCCAUUCUACUCUCAACCACCAGAUUUCAUUUAUUCUUGAGAAUCUACAAGUCUCAAGACUUUUUCUUUACCCUUCUGCUACACCCAUAACCCUUAUUCUAUUUCAUAUUAUUUUUAAAAACAAGAACCAGGAACAAGUUCUGGAAACAAGCCGGAAACAGAGAAACAGGAACGCUAAAUAACUAAAAUAAUAGCCGUAACAAACAAAUAACGCAGUAUGAAUGUUUUCUAUCGGUGUAUUAUUGACUUGAGGAAUUCACUUUCUGCUUUCUAUUGAAUUGAAUUCAUCGACCGAGGAGAGGAAAAACGCUGAC
Molecule: messenger RNA, 728 nt
Organism: Lobosporangium transversale
Lineage: Eukaryota; Fungi; Mortierellomycota; Mortierellomycetes; Mortierellales; Mortierellaceae
Exons: 1
Coding region: 44-328 (94 amino acids)
Source: RefSeq, a predicted model, not a curated record